Wasmannia auropunctata (little fire ant) is the source of this 6257-nucleotide messenger RNA. It is a transcript of the gene Nup188, whose product is annotated as nucleoporin NUP188 homolog. Gene Ontology annotation, cellular component: nuclear pore inner ring. The record is from RefSeq and is a predicted model, not a curated record. NCBI's taxonomy places the organism in Eukaryota, Metazoa, Arthropoda, Insecta, Hymenoptera, Formicidae. The transcript has 6 exons. Gene Ontology annotation, molecular function: structural constituent of nuclear pore. The coding region runs from base 193 to 5982 and encodes 1929 amino acids. Gene Ontology annotation, biological process: RNA export from nucleus; protein import into nucleus.
UCACUAUCGCCCGCCAACGGUCAAUGUUAAAUUUGGGGUUAUGUUGUACCGGUGUUAACGUUUGUAUGCAUUUAUCGCAGGCGAUUAGAAUUGUAAAAUAGAAAAUAUUUUCUUACAAGUAUAUGUGUUAUUUAUUUGUGCAAAGACUACAAGUUUUGACAGGCUUUUGAAUACGGUGAUAAUAUUUUCGACAUGGAAGUAGCUCCAAUGGGCAACUUGCCUUGUAGCAAGGAUUUAUGGUCCAUCAUAUCGGGUACGACAUGUUGUUGCGCUAAGGAAACUGUUGAAGAAGAAAUAAAGAAUGCCACUGUUUUACUCAAGGAAGGGCUUCAGUUUUUCAAACCGUAUACAGAUGCAUCGUUGCAGAGCAUCUCUAAAAGAAAUCCACCGCCUUUACAGCAAAUGUUCGACUUGAUUAGCAAACUUGCCCCACUCCUUAACUUGGACGCCACAAUUACCUGGGAUCUGGUGUGCAAUUUUGUGUCCUACGAAUACAGAAAUUGCGCCGAGACCUUUGCAUCACAGCUCUCUGAUCUUACUACCAUAAGAGCGUUAAUCGAUGAUAUUUGGAAUUUUUAUUACUCUGAGAGAGUGACCCUGAUAAAAUGCCUCAAACUUAUGAUUGAAUAUAAAGACAACAAACGACAUCCCCAUCACAAAGAGUUUGCGAAAUUUUUUAAUGAGAUUCUCAUGGGAAAUUUGCUUGAAUCUGUACGAAAGCAAAUAGAAGCAUUGAAGUUCGUAAAUGCUCCCACACGGUCGCAAUUCUGUACAGAAGAUCAUUUGCAUCGAUUAUAUAAUAGUACUUUAAUUGAAAUGCGCGAGCUACUUCAUAUACUGACUGUGAUUGUACAUGAUGUACAUAUUUCUAGUAAUGAAUUUACCAAGUUUUAUGGUAGCAUUGGGGGUGAACCUAGACGAUUAGUCAGUACAAAAAGCCAUGAAGACAAAGAGGCUAUCACUAAAAAGAUUGAAGAGAUACAGUACAGCCAAAUAGCAUUAUUACUCGUGACAUUGGAUAUAAACAAACAUACUGAUAUGGAAGACUGGAUAGAUAGUGUCAGGAGCAAUAUGCAAGAGAUCUUCGAGCACAAGUGUGUUCGUGAAAGUUCACCGCAAGACGGACCGUUACUCCUGUCGUGGAUGCUAAUAAAUUAUGCGGUUGAUCUGGACAACAUAGACACGUUAAAUCGCUUCAGACCAUUUGGCGUCAAAGCUAUACAACUCGAUGUGUUCGAAUAUCUGCGAGAUAUGAUAAACUGCGAAAUGUUUCAAGAAGAGACCCAUUAUGCUGAAGUCGUUCGAAGCAGCGUUUACAAUCUUCUCUCCUUGGUGUGUGUCUUUGUCGAUGAGGAUCGAUUAAGUACUUUAAAAGGUAUUUUCGACGCACUGGCUGCCAUAGUCAAGUUUCCGGAAUGCUCAGCUAGAUUUUGGGCUGAACAGAAUGACAGUUUAUGGUCGAUUUAUAAAGUUGCCAAAGAAUUGUAUCCCUACAAAUUCGAACCAUUAACCAAUAUAGCUAUUGGUCUGGCGUCCACAACAAUUACGAGUGCCAAAAAGAUCGCGUCAGAAUUGGAUAAUCUACAAUCAUUGACUAUAGAGGUUCCUCGCCAAAGAGAUUAUAGCAAGCCAUUACAGCCAUACAAAGCGGAUUGUAUAAUUCAAAAGAACUCGUUUACUAUACCUAGUAGUUGCGAACGCGAGAACAUUACCGUGUUGUCUAACGAGAAAGAAGUAAUUUUGUUUCGUACGAAAGCGAGUUAUUGGGAUGCUUUGCAUCAUAAAAUAGAACAGUUAUUUUCUCAAGCGAGCAGUGGAAUUACAAAUAUCAGCGCGGUGAAUACUAAUUUACCAGAAAAUGUCCGUCAAGGCCUGAAACUAUUGGAAGCAUUAUUGGCCAAGGAUAUUGAAAUACCAAAGAGCAUGGUUGCUCCUACGGAAUUAAGUUUCGAAAUUAUUAAUCGGUUUUCACAUCCAGCACUACCAACGAAAUUGUAUAAAAUUGUUGCCGUAUGCCUCAGCAUUUCAUCCAAAUUGGUUCUGAGAUAUCCCGAUGACAUUCUCUCGCGCACGCGAUCCGGGGUUUAUCCAAAAUUUGAUAAUUGGAGUCAAGAACCGUUAUACUUUGCGGAAGCGAUUUCCUUCGAUGGUGGUCUCAUCGCGUCGUGGCUCUCAGGAAUAGAAACCAUCGAACAUACAUAUCCCAUUCUACGCGCGUUUCUUGACACCCUAUACAAUUAUCUAAUCGCCAAGCACAGUAAAGAGACAAUGUACACUAUCGAAAUACCGGGUAUGGUAUUUCUGCUGCAAGCCGUAUUACCUAAGCUGGACUCGUGGUAUUUCGAGUCAAACGCAGAAAGGAUCGAUUUAUGGCUAAAAAGUAUGUUUUGUAUUCAUCGAGCUCUGGAUUCAACUUUACCUGAAAACGAUAUUCGCAACAAGUUGCAACUUGUUGUGGUAUAUAGCCUGCUCUACUUGGAGCCACGUCACGCGCUGUUAAAAUUACUUCGGACAGGCGAGCGCACAUUGCACAAUAAAAUGAUCUCAGAGACAAAUUGGAUCAAUGGAAAAGGAUUCAAGAUUAUCAAAAGUGUGGAACUGGCUCUGUCAAUAGUCAAUCGACUAUUAAUGUUUAGAAAGUCUCUAGGAUUAGAACUGGGCGACAGAUCACCCCUCGAAAUUGCUUUGUAUUCCUCUCCGAGAGUACCCAACGGACUUCUUAUAGUACCAACCAUUGUUAAUUAUCUGUAUGUUUGGUUUAGCCCUUCGUUGCAGAAAAUGGCUGUAAGACUACUGAAGAAAUUCGCGGAGGAAUUUUCCAUGUCUUUGCUCGUUUGCAUGGGAAUGGACGGAACAUCGAUACGAGAAACGUUCGCGUUUCGAUUAACUCUGCCAACAUGUGCGAUUGAGGUCAAAGCCGCUAUUUUAGAACUGGUUGCCGUAUGUCUGGAGAAACAACCUGGCUUGACGGAAGCCCUCUUCAACAUCAUGCAUCAAGCAGAACGCAAGAGAAUCUUCCCACGUCCAGCCGAUGAAUUUCUUACCGAGGGUUGCAGUCAAUUCUUGGACUCAUAUUUAGAACGAAUGUACAAGGAAGACGACAUCGUGUGCGAUAAAUUGUACGACAGCACGAUGACAGUAUUGCGCGCCAUGUGGUAUUACAGAAAUGAGAUCCUUGUCAAUUUCUUUCGGAAACGAGAGAAAUUCUGGAGCCAUCUGUUCGCGCCGCUUUUUAAAACUUUGGUGCCGGGCGCGAAGGGUUAUUCUCAGUUGUUGGAUGUAAUUACAUUGGAGUUGUAUAAAAGUCCAUUAUUAGAGAAUAAUUUCGCAAAAAGUUUAAAGGAGCUGUUGGAUAAAUCUAAGGAUCAUUGGAAAAAAUUAGCUAUGUAUGUUCUCGACGUUCCUGCAAACAGCGAAAGCGAGAAUAGUAAAGAACAACGUACAAAGCAAGACAGAAUUAUAGAACCAUUGUAUGAAAUUAAUUUAGAGUCCUGGUACCACUUUAUCGUUAUGCUUACUGACGAUCGAACGGCGAAAAAUUAUCCGAUUAACGUAACGCAGGCACAUCUCCUAACUCAAUUAGCCUUGGAUUCUCUACUGGAGCGAGUGAAGGAACCCAAUGAUUCUAGCAGCGGCAAGAUUCCGAUGUUACUGGCUUCCUUAUCCCUGAGAUGCAUCACCUCUUGGAAACAGAUGUGCGUCGGUGACUCGAGGAUUUUUAAAACCAGACUGUCGCAGUUGACGCAAGAGAUAGCGCAGACUUAUCGCGGCUUUGGAAAAGCCUUGCGGCAGACGAUGAUAUCGUUGCUGCUUGGAUGCGUGCAGCUGGUCAAAAGUACCUUGGCCGAGGAUUCGGCAAGCCUGGAAUAUCUUUUAGCGCACUCUUGCACGAUUGCUAUUUACGAACUAGAGGAAUUGAAGAAAGCCGCCCUUCAGUUGGAACAUCGAAAACAACAACUCUCCGUCGAGCUUAAGACUGACGAGAAAGGUACACAGAAGAAGGCUGACUGUCGCAGCGCGGAGACGCUCCGUGGUAUACGAGAAAGUCUACCGGCGACGUUAUCUAUCAGUAUGGUGACGCAAUUGUUACGAUCGUAUGUUGAACGGAAUGCAAAUUUCAAGCAUCGUCUGAGAGCCAGUUGUGUACAACUUCGCCAGAUGAUACCCGAACUGAUGGUAUGCGUCGGUUAUACACUUCAGAAAUAUCCAUAUCUGAAAUUCAGCGCAGCAGCUCUGAGCCUGUUGGGCGUUAUAUCGCGUUCACCGUAUUGUCCCUAUCCUAUUAAUGACAACGACAUCGCGAAACUCUGGCUCAGCUUGAUUCCACCGGCAGACAUCUCCCACAGCAUGCUCGAUUCGCUGUACGACGAUUCGGCGAAUGGUCAGUGGCGUUGCCAAGACUGGUGGCCAUUGUACACCCUGGGCUUGGAAUUUCUGAUAGGCCUGGUCAGCAGCGAGACGCACAUGAUGUUCGUUAAUCACGUGGUUGUUUUCCUAAAUUCUCACGAACAUCAACUAAUGGUGGUAUCCACGUUACUGAGGCACACUGCCGAUCUGCUGGCCGCCGAUUUGAUACAAUCACUGGUCGCUCUUAUACAUGCUGUAGCCACGCAAACGUACGUUUGGAACGCGAUACAGCCGAGCGUUCGCGAAACUCUUAUCAAGUGCAUGUAUUUGGCGUACGAUAGUACGGUGAACCUGUUGCUGAGGCCGCGGAUACUCAAAUUUAUCAUUGACGGUAUCAGCGUGCAGAGCGCUGAAGAGCUGGAAUCCUGCGAUAGUCGGUUACCUAGCGGCGAGUUGAAACUGCUGGUGAACAAGCUGAUCGUCAUAAAUACAACUUGCGCGUUAUGCUUCGUCCACUUUUCGCCGAAAUUGAACACCCUGGUGGAUACGAUAUAUACUCAGGAUUACUGGUACACGCCGAUGGCCGAGAUGAACUUUGGGCCUCCGCAGAUGAGCAUGAGCUCCGGUCCGCAGCUCACUUACGGUACGAUAAUCAGCUCGACGCAGCUGUUCACCCAGGCUCUUCACUCUCGCUCGCAGCCCGUUGCUGCUUCACUACCCGCGUCUUCAACGUCGCACCCCGGACGCGAAGACAAAACAGAUUCCGCGAAGAAGGAAUGGGAACGCGCCGCGCCAGAAAAUCUUCGGCGCAUGCAUACGAGUAAGGAUCUACGGCGAAUCAUUCACGCGGCCUCCGGCUCAACCUCCAGGACGUCAUCCAACAUUGGCGGAGAAUUCCUGGGAUACGUCAGUGGUCUAGACGUCACCGUGCCAUUGCUCAGCAGUCCUAGACUCGUGCGUCGGCCCUACGACCCACUGAUAUGCGAAAACACCAUUCUCUCGAGAGCAACCGCUUUGGCGACCGGUAGACACGUCACGAAGAGUAGCGGCAGUGGGGCCGCCGGCGCUCCGGGUAACGGUAGUCCAAUCGUAGCGAGAAAUCACAGAUUUAGCGAUCCAUGGUUUGAGUCCAUGGACGAGAAUAAUACACGACUGGCAUUGGAGAUCAAUCUCAUCCUGAUACUGUCACAGGCUUUGGAAGGAGUGAAAAGCCCCAGGCUCGCUUUGCGAGAUCGUCAGCUCAUAGCACGGGAGACCGCCACUGAACUGGGAGUCUUCUUCGAUUUCCUCGAACACCGCGGUACCCCUGACAUCUGGCAAGUGAAGGGUUCUCUGAUAGACGCGGAUACAAGAAGUUCCAGGACGAUUCAAGAUUCGAGCGAUCCAACGCAAACGAAUUUACCGGCGAGACUCCGAAAGGACAGUACUAUUGACAAAGCACCGGUGUGCUCGCCCGACCACGAAAACUCUUCGAUGGAGAUGAGCCAAACUGAAACACGAGAGAAAAGACUUGACGACAGUGUCCUCACUACUGGCGUUUUCAAAACGAAUGUCAGCAGUGUACAGUUCUUACCGUUAAUGGGGAAAUUACUCAAGACAGUUGUCGAGUCGUUGGACUCGGCACAAUUUCGAUAAACAGUAUUUUUGAAACAAUAGUUUUUGAUAUUGAAUUCAUCAUUCUGAAACUAGAUCUGCUAGAAUGAUGAAUAUAAGUGAAUUACAUUAAAAGCUACAUUUUUAUGUAUUAAAAGUUAUUCUUUUUUGACAUAAAUGUAAGUAAAUAAUUUGACAUAAUUGAACAUGUAUAAUAUAAUUAAGCACUUAGCGCGUAUGUUAUUUUGCGAAAGAUUUAAAAAAAUGUUUAUAAAUGCUAAUCGAUAAUGUCUCAAUAAACAUAUUAACUUUUUUUC